ACGUUUCUAUAGUUUGUUUUUUUUGCCCGUUAACUUACUCUAAAACCCUAAUUAAUUCCUCGUUUCUUCAUCGGCCGCUACUGGCGCUGCGCGCGCACACUUUUUUGCUCUCUUCCUUUGGUUUUUGGUCCUCACCCGACAAUCCCAAUGGACGAACUAAUCGACACUGCUGAGAAAAAGGUCCUUGUUGACAUUGUGAAGAUGGUUCAAAAAAGAGGCAUGAAGGGUACUAAAGGAGACUGGAAGGAGUUUUUAAAUAGUUACGAUAAAAAGUUUGGAUCUAGCUUAAGCGAUCCUGCAAGGAGAUCCAAUGAUGUUUUGGCUUCUUUCUUGAAGACAUUUGAUAAAGAGAAUGAUUUGAAGUUUUUGGCUAAUGUAAUGCAAUGCUGUUCAAAUCGCAAAUUAGUUGAUGAAUUAGCAAAAAGAAAUCCAGAUAAAGAAACCCCUGUGCAGAGAUUGGUUUGUUUAACUCUUCAACACCCACAAUAUGCGUUAGAGUAUGCAUUCCCUUCAUAUGAGGAGGGUUGGGUAGUUACAAAGCUCUGCAAGAAGUCCAAGGUGAGGAGGUCAGAUGAUAUGGUUGCCAUUGACUGUGAGAUGGUUGAAUGUGUUGAUGGAACUGAAGCUUUAGUGAAAAUAUGUGUUGUGGACCGAAACUUAGAGGUCAAAUUGGAUAAACUUGUGAAACCUAAUAAAGGAGUAGCAAAUUACAGAACUGAGAUUACAGGCAUUACUGAUGCAGAUUUGGAUGGAGUUACAUGUUCAUUGGCAGACAUACAGAAAUCCAUGAAGAAGUUAUUGUCAAAUGGAACUAUUUUGGUGGGCCACAGUGUAAAUAAUGACCUAAAAGUGUUAAAGGUAGAUCAUGCAUGGGUGAUUGAUACCUCAUUAAUCUUCAAAUAUUCAGAUGGACCUACUUUUAGAAGACCUUCUUUAAAUAAUUUGUGCAAGUCUGUGUUGGGGUAUGAAGUUAGGCAGAAGGGUGCUCCACACAACUGUCUAGACGAUGCAUGUGCUGCAAUGAAACUUGUCCUUGCCAAGAUAGAUUUGCAAGUUGCUAAUAUAUCCAUAAUUGACGAGGAUGUACCUGAAACAAACAUGGCAAAGCUACUUCUUCAUAGGAUACCAGUACAUAUGCCUAGUGAAGAACUACAUAAAAUCAUGCCUGGCAACUUUACAAUUGAAGUCAAGCAGCCAUCUAAGAAGCCGCAAGGAGAUAAAUAUUCUGUGUAUGUCGUCUAUAAGAAUUCACAAGAAGCGCAGCAAGCAUAUGAAGAUGUUAAAGGCAAUCAAGAAAAGGACUCGUAUGGACGACCACAAAAACUUGUCACAUUUCAGCUCAGCACAGGCAUAGUUGGUAAUUUAUAUGUCCGUAAGAUGGCCCAUGAUGACUCCGUUCAGCAAGUUUCAUCUAAGAAGAGAGCUUUGCAAGUUGAAGAGAAUUCAGUUAUGUCAAAGAAACUGAUAACAGAACGGACAAUUUUAAAGGAGAAUUUGGCAGAUUCAAAGCAGCUUUGUGAUCACCUUAAAGAAAUUGAAAGUUUGAAGGAACAACUGAAGCAGACUUCUGAUCAGUGUUCUGAUCACUUGGAAGAGAUUGAAAGACUGAAGCAAGAGCUGGGGAACAGGGAUUUUGAAAUCUCUGUGCUAAAUAAGAUGGUAUCGAAGUUGCAAAAGGACAAGAAAUUAAAAAAGAAAUAGAAAUUAGAUGUAACAUGAACUAAAAAAAAUAUAUAUGGCCUAUAGGCUGUACACAUUCGAUCACCGGUCUGCUACUUUAGAAGGACACAGCUUUUGAAAAAUGUUGUGGAGCAACCAGUGAAUCUCAGUGGGCUUGGGUGGAAUACCAUAAAGGUGCAGAAGAAGGGAUUGAAGGUUUUUCAUUUUUGGCUUCGUUCCUUAUGGUUGUCCAGUUCGAUUACUCAAGUAAAGGUCAAUUUUUCUUGUAAUAUGUUUAAUAUAUGACCACAAGACCAGCCUCAUCUAGCAGUAAAAUAUUUCAAGUAAUGGGGCCUUUUGUUUGAAAUCUUCAUAUCAAGGAACAAGCAAGCGGAGAUCAAGGGAAGAACCACUUGUUGUUCAGGUUGGAUGUUCCCAAAAAAAAAUUGGGUUGAAUGAUUUAAUGUAGCAGUAAUGUGGCCUUUAUUUAUGCACCAUUGUUUUGUUUUGUUUUAUUUUGUUUUUUGCUUUCUUCUUGAAAAGCCCUAUUUGUUAUACAAUAAAUUUAUACAAUAUUAUUUUUGUCAUU
Ziziphus jujuba (common jujube) is the source of this 2248-nucleotide messenger RNA. RefSeq names its product small RNA degrading nuclease 3. The transcript has 12 exons. Gene Ontology annotation, molecular function: nucleic acid binding; exonuclease activity. The coding region runs from base 148 to 1701 and encodes 517 amino acids. The record is from RefSeq and is a predicted model, not a curated record. Lineage: Eukaryota; Viridiplantae; Streptophyta; Magnoliopsida; Rosales; Rhamnaceae. Gene Ontology annotation, cellular component: nucleus.